Molecule: messenger RNA, 780 nt
Organism: Didymodactylos carnosus
Lineage: Eukaryota; Metazoa; Rotifera; Eurotatoria; Philodinida; Philodinidae
Source: the annotation of a GenBank genome assembly
AUGGCAGCACUAUUAGAUGCAAGUAUUGAAGCAAAACAUGGUAAAUUAGGCUCUGAUCAAUCUUGGAAAUCACCACGUCUUAUAGCGUCAAGUACGGAAAAAGCACGACCCGAUGUAACAGGAACUGUAGACGCGUCAGAAUACUUGGAUGACCCAGAUGUUCUUGAUCAAAAAGUGUCUGUUCUAGCAUCGCUCAUUCGUCAAAGUCAACAGUUUGUUGUUUAUACUGGAGCUGGGAUAUCCACAUCAUCAGGCAUUGGUGACUAUGCUUCGAAAGCAAAGAAAUCAAUUGUAAUGAAAGAAACAAGUGUUAAUCGACUGAAAGCUGAACCGACGUUGACUCAUCAUGUUUUAGUUGCAAUGGAACGUCGUAACUAUAUAAAACAUUGGAUUCAGCAGAAUCAUGACGGCCUAGCUCAGAAAGCAGGUUAUCCACAAGCAAAAUUAAAUGAAAUUCAUGGAUCAUGGUUUGAUAAGAAAAAUCCGGUCGUCUUGAUGGACGAUCAGUUACGACCGGAUCUGUUUCGUUGGUUACAAGAAUGGGAAGAAAAAGCUGAUUUAUGUUUAGCAAUGGGGACCUCAAUGUGUGGUAUGGAAGCUGACUGUAUAGCGACAACCGUUGCUCAACGUCCAGGAACGCUAGGUCUAGCAAUUGUUAAUCUCCAGCGCACACCACAUGAUCAUCUAUCAGCUGUGCGAAUCUUUGCACCAUGUGAUGAAGUGAUGCAACUGUUAGCGAAAAAGCUCAAGUUAAAAUUGCCACCAAAAAAGUAUUAUUAA